UGACAUGAUCCUGAACGUCAUUCAGGCACAUAGUAGGCAAUGUCGCGAUGCCAUGCGCACGCGCGGACGAGUUUAGUGAACACAUCGGGCGCCAUUGACUAGUGGAGUUAGUUGUGCGCUGUUAUUAUAAGUGGGAAGUGUUGUACAGAGCUGAGAAGCUGGUCCCCUGGAGGAGUCAAGUUUAACCUCAAUGUACGCAUCCCCACGUGUUUUACCUCAGCUGGCUCCACUUGUGUUUUUCAGCUUGCUCAGCCUACCUUGCGUAUGGUCUGUCAUUGUACCUGCCUGGAGAGUGCUCAUGGGCGCAUUCGGAGCGUUUCACCGAUACUCGCAGUUCAAAGGGGUUCAGUGCCAUUCAUUGAGGUGCUCCUAUUUGUGUUUUCCCUGACACCUCGUCAGGCGAGCUUCGACCGGACCGCGGGCCACCAGGCUGCGCCUGGCGGCCAGGUUGGGGAGGCGAAGGCACCCCCGGCAGCGGCUGGCGCAGGCUACAACCAGCUGCCCAGCCUGGUGCAGGAGGGAGGCUACCCAGGUCGCGGUGGGCACACGGCGCAGGCGGACAUGGGAAGAGCGCCCCACGCUCCCCAGCCGCCGCCGCCGCCGUCUCAGGCACCCCAGGUGCCGCCCGCGCAGCCGCCUGCCCCGCAGG
This is a messenger RNA of Prorocentrum cordatum, 649 nucleotides long. The record is from the annotation of a GenBank genome assembly. Lineage: Eukaryota; Dinophyceae; Prorocentrales; Prorocentraceae.